AUGGCAAAAGUAUACGGUACGAAGUCGGUGGAAGAAGCGCUGAAACACUUGGCCAAGGUGGCCGAAUCCAAUCCUAAUGAUCCUUUUGCCUGGCAAGCGAUCGGCCUACAGUUCCAUGCAAUCAGAUGCUAUCAAGAUGCCCUUACUUACUUCCUAAAGGCAGAGCAAAUCAAGGUGAGCAAAUUUCGUAUAUAAUUCUGCGAAUACCACCUACAAUCCUAGCAUUUCUGCUUCUUUAUUAUGUUUAACAUUGAUGGUAAAGCUCAUAAUCCCUUUAUUAAUCACUUUACAAUUAACCCCGUUUCUUUGCAGGCUAAUAUCUCGGCAUCUAAUUUGUACUAUAUCGGGGACUGUCUCCGUCGGAUUGGCGCUGUGGAUGAAGCCCAUAUCUACUUCAAAAGAGCCUUAACAAUCCCUGUGAGAAAUCGAGUAGAUCAGAAAGGAUAUGCCGCGGCAAAGAAAUAUCUACUCAGUCAUGGCCACAACGAAUCUGAUAUCCUUGUCAGACCGAGAAGAAAAACGUCUUCGGCCAUUUAA
Messenger RNA from Bursaphelenchus xylophilus (pine wood nematode), 537 nucleotides. The record is from the annotation of a GenBank genome assembly. Lineage: Eukaryota; Metazoa; Nematoda; Chromadorea; Rhabditida; Aphelenchoididae.